AUGGCGACCGCGGCCACGCUCAAGAUCAAGUGCCAGGACGCCGUGCACCGCGUGCCGCUGCAGGAGCAGCAGGUGAGGUACGAGGCCAUCGCGGAGGCCAUCCGCGAGAUCUACCCCGGUGAGGCCACCGCGAAGUACCUCGACGACGAGGGCGACCUCUGCGUGCUCUGCGCGGCCACGUUCUCGGACUUCCUGGCCAUGAGCGGCGCUGCCGCGGGCGGCAGGCCGGUUCUCCGGCUGGAGCUUUUCCCGGCCGCCCCGGCCCCCGCGGUUGCGCAGGAGGCGGAGCAGGGAGGGCAGGGCCCGGCCGGUGCGGCCGCCCACCCCCUGGCCGCCAUCAUGGGGGCCAUGAAGGGGAUGAAGGGUCACUUCAAGGGCUUGUUCCAGGGCAAGGGCAAGGGCAAGGGCAAGGGCAAAGGCAAGACGCAGCUCGGCGGCCACGCGGGCGGCGAGCUGGGGACGCUCGCGCGCGCCCUGCGGCAGUUGCACGCGGCCGGCAUGCUGGACGCCAGGUGCGCCGCAGCGGUGGUCGCGAACUCGCUGGGAGACCUGAUCGCCCUCGCGGCGGAGCACCCCGAGGUGAUCGACGGCGCCACGGGCGCGAAGCCCGAGGUCGCCCAGAAGGUCAUGCAGGCGUUGCUGGACCACGCGGCCUGCACCGAGGGCCUCGAGGACAGCGCGGGGAAGCUGCAGGCCGCCCUAGCAGGCGACGCCGUCCCCGCCAGCGAGGCGCUCCUGGCGCUGUUGACGGCGCUGAGCGAGCUGACGUUCGGCGCCCGCGUGUCCUUCCUAGAGGCCCUGUACACCAGCCAGCAGGAACACAUCGACUGCCUCCUCGACAAGGCCCAGCCGUUCCUGGCAAUGCUGCCGCCCAUGCCCGCGGAGCACGGCGCGCACAUCUGCGACGGCUGCGACCAGGGGCCCCUCCGCGGGCCCCGCUUCUCCUGCAAGACCAUCGGCGACUUCGACCUCUGCGCUCGCUGCUUCGCGGACAAGGACUCCAUCUGCGGCGGCAGGUGCGCGGGCCACGAGUUCGAGACGAUCGCGAGCACCGCGUGCGGAACGGGCCACGGCAAGUGCAAGGGCAAGGGACAGCACAAGGGCGGCCACGCCGUGGAGGCGUCCGCCGUGACCAGCUCCACGGACUGCGACAGCCAGGUGCCCGCAGAUGGCGACGGCCAGGCGACCGCGGACAAGGACACGGGCAAAGGCAAGGACAAGAACAAGCGUGAGGGCACCGGCGUGGCCUGCGCCAACCCAGGCUGCGGCUUCCAGGUGACCUGGCACGCGACCCACUGCUGCAACAUGUGCAAGAGCUCCGACGGAAAGGGGCACGGGCACAGGUGCAACAAGGUGCCCGUGGCAGACGCCGAGGCCACGGCCCAGGGGCCCCCAGCGCCCAGCGCUGCCCCAGCCAACUCCACAGACUGCGACAGCCAGGCCGAGCUGCGCGAGGCGCCAGCCCUGGCCGGCUCGACGCAUGGCGACAGCCCGGCGAGCACGGAGCAGGGCACGGACAAGGGCAGGGGCAAGAGCAGGAGCAAUGGCAAGGGCAAGGGCAAGGAAGGCAAGGACAAGAGCAAGUGCGAGGGCACCGGCGUAGCCUGCGCUUGUGGCUGCGGCUUCCAGGUGACCUGGCACAAGACCCACUGCUGCGGCAUGUGCAAGCAGAGCGACGGCAAGAUGCACGGGCCGAAGUGCAACAAGGUGCCCGCGCCAGACGCCGAGGGCGCCGCCCAGGAGCCCCCGGCUCUGGUCGCGGCGGCCGCGGACGCGACGGAGGGCAGCAGCACCGCCAGCUUCGACAUUUCCAUGCCCGUGGCCGUCGGAGACGGCCGCCACGCGAACCUCGAGUGGAACCUCGUCGACGACCCGCAGGAGGUCGCAGAGGCCUUCGUGGCGGUGCACGGCGUCGUGCCGGAGGAGCUGCCCACGGUGCGCCACUUCGUGGAGCAGCUCACCGCGGCCGCCGCGGCGGCGCGGCCCGAGUGA
Prorocentrum cordatum is the source of this 1992-nucleotide messenger RNA. The record is from the annotation of a GenBank genome assembly. NCBI's taxonomy places the organism in Eukaryota, Dinophyceae, Prorocentrales, Prorocentraceae.